Molecule: messenger RNA, 3922 nt
Organism: Chilo suppressalis (striped riceborer)
Lineage: Eukaryota; Metazoa; Arthropoda; Insecta; Lepidoptera; Crambidae
Source: the annotation of a GenBank genome assembly
CAUAGUGUAAGCACAUGUGUAAGGGACAACGACAAUACGUAUUGACACUGUCGUUAUAUCAUUGAAUGUUUGCAUUCUUUAUUCAGCAGUCAACAUAAUUAGUCUGCUCAAUUGUAUAUUGUAUUUAUUUACUAAUUGCUCGACGAAAUAUAGUGCUUAUAUACAAGUUAUACUUAGUUGUGAAGGACUAUAAUCAGGAUCGACGUGCAUGUCCUCUAUUAUGAAUGAACAUGGAGUACUUUAAAGUGUUAUGGAUUUUUCUCCUUUUGAAGAUAUACUGUGCUCAUACAUUACAAACUGGGUGCUCGCGGAAGUUAAAUGAAGAAGAAUGCUUACUCAAAUUAUAUUGUUUGAAUGUGACAGAAGAUAAUGUUGAUUAUUAUAAUCGACAUAAUUUUAAUUCUCAUAUGAAUUGCCCCUUUUAUCAAAGUCCACAUACUGGCUAUCAAUAUUACAUGGUAGAUAUGAAAUUUCAAGGCGAUGCUGAAGGAGAUGGUAUUUUCACUAUACCAAACCCAACAUAUUAUAAUUGUUUCAUCUGCCCUAUGAUAUAUAAACUAGACUUAAGUAGUAACAGUUACACGUCUUCACCAACCCUCAGUGCAAUGAAAAAUUUAGCUUAUUUAAGUUUAUCACGGAAUUCUUUGACAGUUGCCAAGCUUUCAAAUAGAUAUGAAUUAGCCAAGUUGAUAAGCUUAGAUUUAUCGUAUAAUACUAUAAGUGAAAUAGAUGUUGAAUAUGAGUCUUAUACCGAAUUACAAAUAUUAAAUAUAUCAAACAACUAUAUUGUCACCAUACCGGAUGCAAUUUUCGAUAAUUUUCCUCAGCUAUUGACUUUAGAUUUAUCUCAUAAUUUUAUAGAUGUACUGGGGGUAGCUACUUUUGAAGGCUUAAAAAAACUAUCUACGUUGAUAAUUUCACAUAACAGACUGUCGGAAAUAAAGGAGUCGCUAUUCAGAUUCAGUCAACUCAAAAUAUUAGAUUUAAGUAACAAUAGACUCGAACAUAUAAAAUCUAGAGAUUUCGAUAAACUACAAGGACUAACUCAUUUGAAUUUAAGUGACAAUUCUAUAGCAACAAUUGAAAAUACAGUAUUUAAUAGUAUGGGCUCAUUACAGUUUCUUCAGCUUAGUAAUAACAGCCUCCAGGACCUAAGUAAAGUAAAUUUUUCGAAUGCUAUUAAUUUAGUUUAUGUCGACUUUUCAAGGAAUGAAUUAAAAAGUUUACCAAAGGAAUUGUUCAAAGGAAAUAAUCUUACCUUUUUUAAUAUAGAAGGUAAUAAUUUGGAAGGUACCCUUAUAAAAGGAACAUUUAAGGGGUUGAAACGAGUUCCUAAGUUGGAUCUCAGUAAUCAACAGCUUACAGCUAUAGAAGACUAUGCAUUCUUGGGUCUCGAGGCUAUAACGUACUUGAAGCUAAACAAAAAUAAAUUACAAUCACUAUCCCUUAACAGUUUUAAAAACUUAGUAACUUUGACCACAUUAGAUUUAUCAGAUAACAGAAUUGUUGAUUUGAAUUUUGACUCGACAGAUUUGAUUAAUCUUCAUGUGAUUUCAUUGGAAAAUAACUUUAUUAGUGAAAUAGAACCUGAAUAUUUUGAAGGACUAUCAUCGUUACAUUUCCUACAUUUGUCGAAUAAUAAUUUACAUAAAUUGGAUUCUAUUUCGUUCAACUCUCUUCAUGAAUUAAUAUAUUUUGAUAUAUCUGGUAAUCCUUUGAAUGGGACAUUGGAAACUGACACGUUCAAUGGUCUAAAUUCUCUUCCAUUAUUAGAUAUCUCUUUUACUCAAUUGGAAAUUGUUAAAAAUGGUUCUUUUAAAGGAUUGGAAAAGCUAAAAAAACUCAACAUGUCUCAUAGUGCAAUCAAACACAUAGAGUAUAAUUCCUUUACACUUUUAAGUACAGUAGAGACCAUCGAUUUAUCAUUCAACCAAAUCAGAACAUUAGAAAUUAAUGGUACAGAUUUAGUAAAUCUCAAGAAAUUGUUGCUAAGCCAUAACCUUUUGAAAUUUAUCACUAGUAAUGUUUUCUUAGGACUUUCAAGUUUAACCGAGAUUGAUUUAUCUUAUAAUGAUAUCAAAGUAUUACGGAAUGACGUAUUUGAAAACCAAGGAAACCUGGAAUACUUAGACAUGUCAUUUAACUCAGAUGUGGCCUUUGAUGUUUCUAUUAUAAGUCAUAAUAAACAUCUGUAUUAUUUACAUUUAUCAGGUCUUAAAUGUGAAAUAAAUUUUACAUCAGUUGAUGAAAACUUGUUAUUUGAAUUACAUUUAACUUAUACAACUAUUAAAAAUAUCACAUAUUUAGAUUUGCAAAAAUUGACGGCAUUGCGCAUACUUAUACUAAGUCAUAAUAUCAUUGAAAAGGUAGAACAAGGUUCAUUUUCUAAUAUGAAUGUUUUAGAAAGAAUAGAUUUGAGUUAUAAUAAAAUCAUGUUUUUACAACCAGGAGUAUUUACUGAUAACACUUAUUUACAUACUCUUAACAUUUCUCAUAAUUUCCUUACGACCGUUGCAUACGGAGUGCUCAAUGGGCUCUUCUAUUUAAAUACAUUAGACAUUUCAUAUAAUAGGAUUACAAACUUAGAAAGUGAGCGGUUUAAUGAAGUUCAGUCCUUACAAGUAAUAAUUGCAGAUUAUAAUCGCAUUGAUUAUUUAAAUGUAAAAGAAUUUUCUGGGACUAAUUUAAGGGAAUUAAGUAUUGGUGGAAACCUUGUUCCUUGUAAAGUCUUAGCCAAAUUGAAGGAAAAUGACGAAUCGUACAAAAUUACUGCAAUACAUUCACAUGAUUAUUCAAAGGCUAACAUAAGAGGUAUUACAUGUAUAAAUGAAAUUCCAGUACAAAAUCAAUACAAUAAAAGUAACAUAAAUGAUUAUAGUGAAAUAUUGACUGAUAUCAGAGACACAUUGCAUGUUAUGGUUAACAAAAACAUCACACAGGGAGAAUUUGUUAGGAAUACCAAUAAUACACAGUUUUUUCAUAACUUUACUCAAGCAUUCGAAGGAUUAACGAACGAUUAUGAAAAUAAACUAACAUCUUUUAUUAAUCAGAGUUCAUUGGUUAACAAAGAAAAGUUAAAUACUUUAAAUGAAAUACUUCAGAAAAGUGUUAAUAAAACAAAUUCACUAUUGGAAAAGAUUUUAAAAGCUUUGAGUGAGACAAAUUCGGUGACAAUACCUACACAAGCAACAAAAGAUAAAAAUUCAAUAGAUUUCAUUAGGUACAUCAAUAAUGUGAAAAGUGAAAUGACAGACGUUAUAUUAGCCGAAAAGAGAAACAUACUGAAUGAAAUGGAAAGGAAAAUUAAUGCCGCAGUAUCCCGAAACUUAACGGUACUCACCCCCCCAAUUAACAAAGAAAAACUCGUCAGUAAAAAUAAAGAUGUAGAGAGUCGACCAACAUUAUUCACAGACAUAUGCGUUUCCAUAAUUCUUUUAAUUUUAGUGUGCUUGAUUUUGUAUAAGUUUUAUAAAUCUCGAAUGUUUGUGCGUGCAAGACGUUCGUAUAGUACAAGAGAAUUGCCCAGUGCUAUGGAAAGCCCUGAUCUGUGAUAGUAACAUUAAAUUAAGUGAUUAGAUAUCUCCCAUUGUUUACAUGUAUUAUUAAAUGAGGAUCCCUUUGCAAGCGCCAUGAUCAAGGAGUAACUGCUAAAAACAAGGUACAUGGUAACAAUCCCGUAAAUAACUUAUAUUACUAUAAUGUUUACCUAUUUAUGUCAUAGUUAAAGAAAAUAAUACAGGGUCACCCAUCUGUUGAUUUUGAUAUUUACAAUGUUUACAUAUUUAUAAUUAUAUCAUUUUAUAGUUGUUCUAAAUUGUAAUAAAUACCUAAUAAUUUUAUGUCAGUAAGAUAAGUAACUCAUUAGGUUUAUCUUUUAAAUUGUAUUAUACUACUAUUAAAUAUAAUUGAAUCUAUCGAUGAA